GUAAUUUAAUAUUUUGUCCUUAAGCCGGUAAGUAGAAACAGAAACUGAAGCGUGGCUGGUUUCCUCUCUCUCUUCAAUCUUGAUCCUCACUUUUCGCUUCGACAUGUGGAAAGAAAGCGAAUAGUGUUCAAUUUGUUUGUGUAAUUAGUUCUAAAUUAAUAUUCAAACAUGAGUAAGUUUUUUACUACCGGAACGGACUCGGAAUCCGAUAGCUCAUCGGAAGAAGAACAAAUUCAACGAGCACCAGCAACUAAUUUUACAUUCAGUGAUGAAGAAGAAGAAACGAAGCGGGUGGUCCGCUCUACGAAAGAGAAAAGAUACGAAGACAUCAAAAAUUGUAUCAAACUAAUUCGAAACUACAAAAAAAAUAAAGAUAUGAGUAGCAUGCUUUCAUGUUUCGAGGAUCUUCAGAAAUUUUAUAAUCGAGCUUUGCCAGUAGUGGCAAAAGAAGAAGGUGGUUUAACACCACGUUUUUUCAUUCGAGUUUUAGUAGAAAUGGACGAUUUUAUCAACGACCUUUGGGAAGAUCGUGAAGGCCGUAAAAAUAUGUCCAAGAAUAACUCAAAAGCUUUGGGUUCAUUGCGUCAAAAACUUCGUAAAUACACUAAAGAUUUUGAGGAAGAAAUUGCUAAGUUUAGAGAAAAUCCAGACCUAGACGAUUACGAAGAAGAUGAUAAACCGAAAGAAGAUUCAGAAUCUGAAGAUGAAGAGGAUCGGCCUCCAGUUGUUAAAAAAUCUGGAUCUGAAGUGAGUGUACCAGAUAUACCGAAGGUAAAAAAAGCUUCGAUGCCAGAUGACGAUCAAAGCGAAAGUGAAUCCGACUGGGGCAGUGAUUCUGAUAGCGAUAGUGAAAGUAGUGACGAUGAUGGUCAAUAUCAGAAUAUUCGUGAACGUUUUAUUAAAAAAGCAACCGAUAAAGAUGAUGAUGAAGACAAAGCCAAAAAGAAGGAACAGCGUAAAGAGCGUAAAGAUAAAGAACGAAAGAAGAAACGCGAUGAAGAUGAUGAUGAAGGUGAAUGGGAAACUGUCAAGGGUGGCCUUGUUGUGCCAUCUGAAAAACCUAAAAUGUUUGCUAAAGAUGCUGAAAUAAAUGUACCAGCUGUACUAAAAAAACUUGGUGAAAUAAUUGCAGCGCGUGGUAAAAAACGUACUGAUAGACGUGAACAAAUAGAGCUUUUAUAUGAACUACUGUCCAUUGCUGGAGUACAUAAUCUUGGACCAGCAAUUACUGUAAAAAUUAUAUUCUCAAUAGUAUCUUCUAUUUUUGAUUACAAUCCAAAGGUAUCUGAUGCAAUGAAACCUGAAUACUGGUCUAAAUUAUUAGAGCGCAUUUCAGAAAUGCUGGAUAUACUUCUUGCUAAUCCUGAUAUGCAAAUUGCUGAACACAUUAGCGAAGACGCUGAAGAAUUUGAAAAUACUCCAUACAAACUUCAUGGUUGUGUACUUACACUUGUUGAACGUUUGGAUGAAGAAUUCACAAAACUUUUGAAAGAGUGUGAUCCUCAUAGUAACGAAUACGUCGAAAGAUUGAAAGAUGAAAAACAAGUUGCCAAUAUUAUUGAUAAAGUUCAAGAAUAUUUGGAACGUCAUGGCAGCGUAUCGGAACGUUGUCGUAUUUACUUGCGGAAAAUUGAACAUCUUUACUACAAAUUUGAUCCGAAUGUAUUGAAACAAAAAGACGGUGAAAUCCCCGCAAAUGUUGUGACGUCUGUCCAGGUUAUGGAAAAACUUUGCAAAUAUGUCUACGCUCACGAUGGAACUGACCGUCUUAGGACCCGCGCGAUUUUAUCGCAUAUAUAUCAUCACGCUCUUCACGAUAAUUGGUUCCAAGCACGUGAUCUUAUUUUGAUGUCUCAUCUUCAGGAGACUAUCCAACAUUCAGAUCCUGCAACGCAGAUUCUUUACAAUCGAACGAUUGCACAUCUUGGUCUCUGUGCAUUCCGACAUGCCAACAUCAAAGAUGCUCACAACUGUCUUGUAGAUUUGAUGAUGACUGGUAAAGUUAAGGAAUUGCUGGCACAAGGUCUUUUGCCCCAACGGCAGCAUGAACGUAGCAAAGAACAGGAAAAAAUUGAAAAGCAACGUCAGAUGCCGUUCCAUAUGCACAUUAAUUUAGAAUUACUUGAAUGUGUGUACUUAGUAUCUGCAAUGCUGAUAGAAAUUCCCUACAUGGCUGCACAUGAAUUUGAUGCAAGAAGAAGAAUGAUAUCUAAAACUUUCUAUCAACAACUGCGAUCUAGUGAACGUCAAUCACUUGUUGGACCACCAGAAUCAAUGAGGGAACAUGUCGUAGCUGCUGCUAAAGCAAUGCGUAAUGGAAAUUGGUCAGCUUGCAAUAAUUUCAUUAUUAAUGAAAAAAUGAAUGCUAAGGUUUGGGAUCUAUUUUAUCAAGCUGAUAAAGCUCGUGCAAUGCUCACUCGACUAAUAAAAGAAGAAGCUCUGAGAACUUAUCUUUUCACUUAUUCUCAUGUUUAUGAUUCGAUAUCCAUGCCUACAUUAGCUGAUAUGUUCCAACUAAAACGACCUGUCGUACAUUCCAUUAUCAGUAAAAUGAUUAUCAAUGAAGAACUUAUGGCAUCUUUGGAUGAUCCAUCUGAGACAGUUGUCAUGCAUAGAAGCGAACCAAGUCGUCUACAAUCAUUAGCUCUUCAGCUUACUGAUAAAGUUAACAACUUUGUUGAUUCUAAUGAAAGAAUUUUCGAAAUGAAACAAGGCAAUUUCUUUUCAAGAGGAAACCAAGGCAACUUCCGUGACCGUCAAAAUUAUAAUCGUCAGGGUGCAGACUGGAACCGUCAAAGACGAGACCGUGAACGUAAUCGUGAAGAAAAUCGUAACUAUUAAGUUGUUUUUAAAAAAAAUUUGCAUAGCGAUGGUUUAAAUUAUAAAUGUAACCCACCCAAUCGUGGAUAUUGAGGUUUUUACUGCAAUUAGUUUAUACUUUUUUUUUUUUUUUUUUUUUUACCAAU
Molecule: messenger RNA, 2966 nt
Organism: Microplitis mediator
Lineage: Eukaryota; Metazoa; Arthropoda; Insecta; Hymenoptera; Braconidae
Gene: eIF3c
Product: eukaryotic translation initiation factor 3 subunit C
Exons: 8
Coding region: 169-2841 (890 amino acids)
Biological process (GO): translational initiation
Cellular component (GO): eukaryotic translation initiation factor 3 complex
Molecular function (GO): RNA binding; translation initiation factor binding; translation initiation factor activity
Source: RefSeq, a predicted model, not a curated record